Messenger RNA from Punica granatum (pomegranate), 4322 nucleotides. The record is from RefSeq and is a predicted model, not a curated record. Lineage: Eukaryota; Viridiplantae; Streptophyta; Magnoliopsida; Myrtales; Lythraceae.
CAAUGUUCGUGUACCAAAUCCUAGGAGACUGUCAGCGUUGCCAUAACUAUGGCAUGGCUCUGAUAGUAAUUUUGCUCUUCCAUGUUGUCCCUAUCAUUGGGAUUAAGUGCUUUUGGCAUCCACACAUCGUUCCAAGUUCCUGUUUGUUAUCUUCUUGAAUUCUCUGCAACCUGCAAUUCUCGGAGGACGCCAUGGCGGAAAUAUUCCUCGGAAGCGUAGCUGAUUCCAUCACCGGGCAUCUGGUUUCUCUGAUGUCCUCGGAGAUCGGACAAGCUUGGGGCGUCAAACAUGAGCUGAAGAGACUCAAGAGCACUGUUUCUGCUAUCACUGCUGUGCUUCAUGAUGCUGAGAAGUGUCGGGUCGAGAAUGAGAGUAUCAAGGAUUGGCUCAACAAACUGAGAGAUGUGGUCUAUGAUGCCGAUGACCUGUUGGACGACUUCUCCACCAAAGCUUUGCGCCUGAGGAUGAUGGCAGGCACUCGAAUCCUAAGAGAGGUUCGCAUCUUCUUCACUUCCUCGAACCAGCUUGUUUACAGCUUUAAGAUGGCUCAUCGAGUCAAAGGCAUUAGGGAGAGGCUAGAUGACAUUAAGGGGGAGAGAUCGAACUUCGAGUUUGAAGGAAUUGGUGGUUUGGAGAUUAUUGGGAAAGGAAUCAGGGGAGAGAGUUAUCCGUUUGUGCACAAAUCGCAUGUCAUUGGAAGAAAGGGAGACGAGGAGAAUAUCAUAGAUUUCUUGUUGGAUCCUAAUUUUGAGGAUAAUGUCUCAAUCCUUUCCAUGGUGGGUGUCGGGGGUCUUGGGAAAACGACCUUGGCAAAGCUCGUGUUCAAUGAUGACGGUGUUCAGGCAUAUUUCAAGCUGAAGAUGUGGGUUUGUGUGUCGAUGAACUUUGAUGUGGAGAACAUUGUGAGGAAGAUAAUACGAGAAUGCACUGGUGAAAAGGAUAUCGGGAAUCUUAACAUGAACGAACUGCAAAAUAAUCUUCGAGGAAACCUCUUAGGAAAGAAAUUUUUUCUCGUCUUAGAUGAUGUCUGGAAUGUGAACCGAAGAAGUUGGAUGGAACUCCAUGGCCUGCUUAUGGAUGGUGCAAAAGGAAGUAAGAUUCUGGUGACUACCAGAGCUCAAAAUGUUGCCAAGGCGACAGAUGCACAGUACUGCUUUCAGUUAAAUGGCUUACCAGAAGCUGAGUCUUUGUCGUUGUUAAUGCAAAUUACAUCGAAGAAAGAGCAUGAGUGGAAGAACCAGGCGUUGGAAGCCAUCGGGAAAGAAAUCGUGAAUAAGUGUGCCAGAGUUCCCCUCGCGAUCAUGACUGUGGGGCAGCUACUGUCCGCAUCGAGAAAUAGAGAAGAGGAUUGGUUAUAUUUCAAGAAUAUUGAUUUGUCGAGAAUAAAUCAAGCAGCGAGUGAUAUUAUUCCAACACUCAGGUUGAGUUAUGAUUCUCUCCCAUCGAACUUAAAACAGUGCUUUGCCUAUUGCAGCUUAUUCCCCAAAGGCCACGUUCUAAAUCCGCUUGAGCUGAUUCGUUUGUGGGGUUCACAGGGAUUUAUAUCCUCCGACAGAACAAAACCCCCCGAAGAAUCUGGCCAUGAAUGUUUCAUGGAAUUGGUAUCGAGAUCCUUUUUCCAAGAUGUAGAAGAAGAUAUAUAUGGUAAUAUCGUAGGUUGCAAAAUGCAUAUGUUGAUGCAUGACCUGGCAAUAACGGUGGCAAGGGACAACUGUAUCAGACUGGAUCACACAACUUAUCAAACCAUUCCCGAAAGAGCUCGCCAUGUAUCUGGUUACCUGGAAGAUUUGCAGUUGAAAGCAGAUGAUGGAGACAACAGAUUGAGGACGUGGCUUGUCUUGAAAGAUAAUCUGGGCCAGAUAGACCAUCUUUACCACAUGGAGAAGUGCAUCAUCGGUUUGCAAAAGCUACGAGCAUUAUGCCUUCGGGGAGCUGCUGAUCUUUGUGUUUUACCGAAAUCAAUAGGGAAACUGAAGCAUCUGAGACAUCUUGACCUCUCUUACAACAGAAAACUUGAAGUCCUUCCUCUUUCCAUUAGCAAAUUGUGCAACUUAGAGACCCUUAAUCUCGAAGGAUGUACAGGACUACGAGAAUUACCAAGUGGCAUCACGAAGUUGGUUAAUCUAAGGCAGCUUGAUAUAAGUGGAUGUGCCAACUUAACUCAUAUUCCUAAAGGACUAGGAAGGUUAACUUGCUUGCAUACCCUGGGCCAGUUCGUGGUGGGAAGUAAAGGUGACCCCCGUGCUGCAACAUUGGAUGAGCUGAAGUGCCUCAGCAAAUUGAAAAGGAACUUGGUCAUUCGGAACAUGGAAAAUUUGCAGGAUUUGGAUGCAGACUUCCCAGUGGAAGGGUUAAAUCUUCAAUCCUUGGAGCUUCAUUGGGUUGCAGAGCCAAAGGAUGGUGACAGGUCUGCUUCCGACAAGGCUAUGACCAGACAAGAAGUCAUCUUAGAAAGAUUUCGACCACAUCAAGAUUUGAAAGGAUUGGGGAUAGAAGGUUAUCGCGGAGGCAUGUUUUCUGCUUGGGUUUCUAAGCUACAGAAAUUGGUCAAGCUUGAGAUCAUAAGUUGUCAUUAUUGCAAGCGUCUGCCGGAUUUGGGUCAACUGCCUCACCUUAAAAGGCUGUGCUUGGCAGGACUGAGCCAGUUAGAGGGUCUGGAAAUAUCAGAGGGAAGUGAGCAGCAUCAGAUGUCCCAGCGUUUCUUCCCAUCAAUAGAAGAAUUAGAGCUCAUGGAUCUGCCUAAGUUCAACGGAUGGGAAAGGAGGAAGAUGCAGGGGGCUAGUCACAUUGACAAAGAGGAAAAUCCACAGAUGGUGCCGAUAUUUCUUAGCAAGGUCCAGGUCCAAAUACGCGGUUGCCCCAGGUACUCGCACGUGCAAAUUCAAGGUCAGCAGCUAUCGCUUGUAGGAAUGACGGAGAAUAUCCUAAAUCAAUUGGUGAGGAUGGUAAUGGCAAGCAGACAUGCAAGCAUGAUUUCUACCAAUUCCAUAUUGUUCUCGAACUUGAAGUCCAUCACAAUCGACUUCAUGAUAGACGUAGAGCACUUGCAGUGGCCCAAAGAGUUGUUUCGUUCCCUCCCAGCUCUCCAGUCCCUUGUGAUUAAGCGUUGCCAUCCGUUGCAAACUCUGUGCGGAAGGGUUAUUCUUCGACACCUGAUUGCCCUCGAGACUCUGAGUAUCUCCUACUGCCCGGAGCUUGAUUUAUCAAUUGAGGAUGAUGGCAAUGAGGACGAUUGUGGUGAAGAUGGGUGCGAUGUGCAAUUGCAAGGCCACAGCAAAUUAAAAGCCCUUCAUAUUGACGAACUUCCAAAGAUGAAGCAUUUCCCAGAGUGGCAUCGGCAUCUCAGACAUCUCGAACAUCUAUCGAUUUCAGACUGUGAUAGCCUUAAGGCUCUGCCUCACUGGAUGGGCAACCUCACCACACUUACAACUCUUAAAAUCUGGAGCUGUGACGGUCUCAGGUCUCUUCCUAGAAAAUUGAUCCUUCAAUUCCUUACCACCCUGGAGUCAUUGAGCAUAGAGUGGUGUCGGGAGCUCGACCUGUCUGGGGAAUUAGACAAUCAACAAGAAGAAGACGGCAAUACGUCUAAUUCUCAAUUCUCCGAACCAACUAAGCUUCGUGAGUUGGCCAUCAUUGGCAGUCAAAAUAUGGUGUCCCUACCAUUGUGGAUCCAACAUCUCACCAACCUCAAAUCUUUGGAUAUCUCUUUUUGUGAAAGUUUGGAGGCUUUGCCCGAGUGGUUUCCCCAACUAAUUUCACUCAAGCGUCUUGAUGUUUCUCAAUGCGGACGGUUAUCACAAAGGUGCAGAAGGGAUAUCGGAGAGGAUUGGCCUAAGAUUCAUCAUGUUGAGCGCGUUUUUGCAUAGGGGACACGGAUCAUUAACCGCGCGCUGCACAGGUGCUGUCCAGGUCCUUCUUGGUCUUCUCGGCUGCAGACUUGAAGUUGUGCCAUCACUUCAGUCUCCUGCUCUUCCGUUAUCUCAAGAGGCGAAAGCAAACUAUACGAUCACAAUCAGUUCUGUUGGGAGUGGAAAUCACUUCAGUUCUGCAAGACACUGUUUUUAAUCCAAUUCCAGUACCUCAUUUUUAUCUGUUCUAUUAAUGCCGUGACAAUCAAUGUAAUGUCUUAUUAUCCAUCUGCGACUACGUUCUGAACUCUCCGUCCUGUUUCUUGAAGUGGCCUGUGUUUUGAAGAGUGUAGAGGACAAUCUCAGAAAUCCUCAGUGAUGCAGUCAGUGAUAAUUUGCAUAUCUGCAUGUGAAAUCCUCAACUUGGGGGUUUGGCCACCCCCCACUCCAUAUCUUACAUUUUUCAUUUUAUUC